Messenger RNA from Paramuricea clavata, 10370 nucleotides. NCBI's taxonomy places the organism in Eukaryota, Metazoa, Cnidaria, Anthozoa, Malacalcyonacea, Plexauridae. The record is from the annotation of a GenBank genome assembly.
UUUUUUCAAGUUGAACAAAUCCAAGAUGGCGUCCGCUCGUGUGGGAACGCACGGCGGAAAGCGCGAUAAUUCCGGCAAAAAAAGAAAGUAUCCGGGCUCAGAAAACUUUAGCAGCCAAAAUAAACGAGUAUACUUAUCGUUGAGUGUAUUUCUGGCAUGGAGGGAAGCAAAAACGAAGCUGGGUACCAAAGAUGUAGCGACAGCGAUUUCGCAUCCCAUCUGUUGUCCUUGGAGUAUCGUAGAAGGUAAAAAUACAGCAGAGUAAUUCAUACUUGUUUCGUUUAUGGAUACAUAUCAUAUUUAUAAAGAGCUUGGCUAUAUUUCUGGUCGUUUAUAGAGCGGACCUAAAUCAAUCCCGACAAGAAAAGCGAAUGGCUGCACCAAAACGUGACCAACUGCAUGCUUUUGGCAGUGAAGUAGAUGAUUUGCCACAGACUUCUGGCAUUAUUCCGGGUAACCUGAAUUCAUUCUAAUAUAUAAACAGCUAAAAUAAGUGAUGAAACACUUUGAAUGUUGAUUGUUGAGUACGUACAGUGACAGUGUGGUUGCUUUGUGAAUUGUGAUGUUUUUUUCUUCAUAAGAAUAACAUUAAAAGUGAAUGCCCAGUACAUUUGAUAUUUUAAAGGCAAAAUAAAAAGGAAAAACAAAUAACUUUUAGACUGGGAGGCAUCUACUCCAUUGAAAGAUCUUGAGACUAUCAUGCCAUCCUGUAAUGUGUCACCAAUUGUGGAAGGACAGCAAAUGGCAAUGUCAAUUUGUAUGGAGGCUGACACAUCUCUUCAUGAAAGGUAAUAAUUAUAUACACUGACUUUUUUAUGGGGUUUUAAUGUUUGCACAGUCACCAGACUAACAAGUUCAAUGCAGUAAUGUUUCAAGUUCUACACCAUAAAUUAUAUUAUAUAAAAGAUUUAUUCAACUGAAUGAACUGUCAUUUAUGUUGGGUAAAAUUUAUUUUUAUAAAUAUCUAGUUUGAGUAGUGAACCAUUAGACUCAUCCAAAAUGCUGAACACUUCAAUGUUUACGGAUGACGAGUUAACCACUGAUGACAGUGAUGAUGACCAGGAUGUCAGGUACUACUUAUAGUCGUAUUUUUAAUUGACAUCUGGUUUUAUUACUUUUAAAAAAUAUGCAGUUUGUUUACAGCAGCUAAAAUGUGUCUAUAUUUAUUUUUAAAUAAUUUCAUUCUACUUACAGUUUUCAUGACCUUACCAAGUCAGUGAUUGAGGAAUUGAAUGCUGAUGAAAACAUGGAAAGGGACAAUAAUUCAAAGUAUGAUAUAUCAUUGUUAUACGGUCAGCAUUUAAGAGGCAGUCUCUGUAAGAACCUCAUGACCUCUUUGGAUCAAGAAAUAGAUUUCUCUCAAACUUUGUACUUGAGAUUGCCUUUAUAAGGUUUGUUUCAUUUUGUUUUCAGUCUAAUUGCAUUUUGGCAAAGUUCCAGGGGGGUCAAGUUGAGGGCUAAAAUUAUGAUUUUUGCUGUUUCUCAAUAGUGGAUUUUUACUGAUUUUUAAACCUCUCUAACAUCAAACAAAAAUAAUGAUAAAACUAAAUCCUUCCACACAAUAGUAGCCUUAUAUGUCUUAAGUAAAAAGGUAUCUACAUAUUUUUCAAAGAUGUUUUCUAAAUAUAGAAAUGACAUCAUUCAUGACAGACUAAAAUAGAGAUUUCCAAGUUGCUUAAAAAUUGUUGAAAUAAAAAUCCUAAAAUUCAAAAGUUAGACUUACCAUGAAUGUAAUAUUAUUUGUAUAGCGAGAUUAAAGGUUGGUCUUACAUAAUGUAAAAUUAAAUAUUGCGGCCUGUAAAUUCUGGGGGUACUACAGGCCAACAAAUAAUCAACAUUUUCGACUUUCGGUAGUUUAGAUCAAAUAAGAACGUUCACCGUUUACUGCAAACUCUGCUUUCAAAGACCGAAAUUUUACUUAUUAUUUUGACCUAGAACAGUGAUAACAUUCGUUUGACCUUUGCUGUUGUCUAAAGUCUUUUAGGGAAAUGCACUGACACAGGCAUUUCCGUUAAGUAUGGGCUGUAUUGUAUAAAUAAUAAACAUUUUCUAGCUGAAUAUAAACAAAGACAAAUUAUAAAUUUGCAACAGGUAAAGAUGUCCGUUAGUCAACAAAUUAUUGAACAUCGAUUUACUUUGAAGAUUAUUUAAAAAGUCAAGAGAAAACCUACCCCAAUAUAAUUUAUACAAAGAUAAUAUAUGCCUCGAUCAAUGAAUCGAUUGUCAGUUGACAUAUUAUUUGACAUUCGUCAGCUGCCAUUAUUCUUUAGGGUUUUAAAUUAAUCACUUUCGACAUCUUAUGAUUAUUUUAGACACAGUCUCAUAUGUAUAAAAUCUUGCUUCUUUUGUCAACAGGCAAUGCUAGUCAUUCCUCCAUUGUUAUAACUCAAUUUUGUUAUUGCUAUAUUGCGGAAGCUGCUGAUCAGCCAAAUAAUUCGGCUGUCAAAAACAUGUGCAACAUGUCGCGAAUUGUUUGCUUUCGAAACUGCAGGUCAAACUUGGCAAAAGUUUGUCAAUGUUUGGUAAAAGUUAUGAAAUUGUUCCCAAUUCUAAAAAUUUCUAAUGUUUGGUUAUACUAAUUUGUCCGGUUAUAUUUUAAAUUGACAUAAUAUUUUUACCACCUACUUGCAACCAAAUUCCUGUAAAUAGAACAAGAGCCCCUUGAUGAGCUAAAAGCUCUUGGGCAAUUGUUAUAUCUUUAAUAUUAAAAUGUGUUUAUUUAAAAUAUUUGCAUGUCCGGAAAUAAUGUUAAGCUUUGCUCCGUCAAGAAUGAAACGGACUAAAUAUAAUUUUUCUAAAUACAUAAACAUUUCAAUAUUUGGAAAAUAUAUCAGAAAAAUUUAUAGAUACUUUGUCAGUUAAGGCAUAUAAAGCUACUAUUUUUCGGAAGGAUGUAGGUUUAUCAUGAUCUUUGUUUGAUGGAGGCAAAAUCUUCCAAGGCUACAACGGCUGAUCGCAUUAUUAAUCCACCCCCCGUAUUGAGGACAUGUGGAAUUUCCAAUGGCCCCCUGCAAAAAUGAACAAAAAAUGAAGGAAUUUCCAUGGGAGGGUCCAAAUUUUAAAGCAAAUCUGCGGAAAUUCCAGAGGGUAGGUAAGAAAAAUGAGUAAAACGUAUGGAAUUUCCAUGGGAGGUCAAGAAUGGAAAAGAAAUUCCAAAGGAUAGGAUAAAAAUCAGCAAGGAAUUUUCCAAGGGAUAGCUACUAAUCAAAGAAUCAGUACGGAAUUUCCAUUGGCUAGAUCAAAAACUGUCAAGGAAUUUCCAUGGGAUGGAUUAAAAGAUCAUAAAAAAUUUGCGGAAAUUCCAUGGGCAUGCGUGGCUAAAAUUCAAUAAAAAUCUGCGGAAAUUCCACAGGGGAGGCUAAAAAUUCGCUUAAAAUAUCUGGAAAUUCCAGGGGAGGAGGGGGGGGGACCAAAAAUGGAUGUCCUCAAUAGGGGGGGGUGCGGAUUAAUAAUGCGACGAGCCAACAUUUGACAGCCGAAUUAUUUGGCUGGUCAGCAGCUUCCGCCAUAACAAUAACAAAAUGGAGUAAUCAUUGUGUCUACAAUAAUGAUUACGAUAUCGACGAAAGUCAAAUAGUAAGUCUACUGACAAUCGUGGUCAUUCAAUGACAAGGUUGUCGUUCGAGGCAUAUCUUUGUAUUAGUUAAUUUAAAAUUGGAGUACUUUUCUCUUGACUUUUAAAAUAUAAAACUACUCCACUUCUGAUACUGUCUAUUUUGGGGGGAUACGGUGAUACGCAGUGAAUCAUGAAAUGAUGUAAUUAUUCGAGUGUUUGGGUUUUUUAAAUAAAGGGACUGGAUAAAUAGUAAGUUUCAAUGAUACGGGGAUACGGUGAUAUGCAGUGAAGGAAAUUACGUAAUUAUUCGAGUGUUUCGGUAUUUAAAUAAACGGGGAAUCGUUAAUCAAAUAAUUAAUCUACAUUCUAUUUUCAAUAAUAAGGGGUUAUAAAUAUAUUGUAUUUCUCAUUCUUAAAUACUUAAUAAACACCGGACAAAAUAUUACUCAUAUAUUGUAUUUCUCGUUCUUAAUAAACCCCGCACAAAAUAUUACUCGUAUAUUGUAUUUCUCACGUUCUCAAUAAAACCCCGCACAAAAUAUUACUCAUCAGUAUAUUGUAUUUCUCUUUCUCAAUAAACUGCUCGGCAUAAAAUAUUACUCAUAUAUCUGUUGUAUUACUUGACUCAUAUAUUGUAUUUCUCGUUCUCAAUAAACUCCGCAAAAAAUAUUACUCAUCAGACAUCAGUAUAUUGUAUUUCUCGUUCUCAAUAAACCCGCACAGAAAUCCCCCCAAACCAAACACUAUCAAAAUACUACCAUACAAAAACAUCAUGCACCUGUUAUUGUAUUUUUUAAUACGCACACAGAUAAACGAUGCACCACUGAUGCAUGCAUAUAUUAAUUCAUAUCUAACGCAUAAACAUACAUUCAGUUAGCACUCAAACUUUAUAUCUUGUAAACCUACACAAAUUAUACAUUAAUUAUUAUACAAUAUGCAUGUAUAGAGUGCCUAAACCAAUAUCAGUAUUUGUAAAGAAAUGACCCGAUACUUUUGAAGCAUGGCCAUCAAACUCAUUCAUCACCCAAGACCAAUACGAAGAAAAGUACAGCCGUCAAUGUCACAGUGCCAUAACCCAGAACAUAAAGCAACUUUUAAUACGCCAAGUUUUGCUAAAUGAGGAGCAGCCAAAUGAGUAAUAAAGAAUUACAUAUUCUAAGGUUCUUUAAUACAUUAUAAAUGUUCCAUGUAUUAUAAAUAUACGUUUUUCAUCAAAUAUACUCGUAAAACUAACUAUUUGUUUCAAUUUUGAUUUCCAAAUAAAUUGUCGUUUCAUGACGUUUUAUUCACUGCCGUAUCCCCGUAUCAUUGAAAUAUAAUAGUUACCAAUUCUCCUCUUAAACUACUCGAAUAAUUACGUCAUUUUAUUCACUGUGUAUCCCCCAUAUCAUUGAAAUAUGAGUUACAAAUUCUCCUUUUAAACUACUCGAAUAAUUACGUCAUUUUAAUGACUGCGUAUCCUCGUAUCCCCGUAUUAUUGAAAUAUAAUAGUUACCAAUUCUCCUUUUAGACUACUCGAAUAAUUACGUCAUUUUAAUGACUGCGUAUCCCCGUAUCUCCGUAUCAUUGAAAUAUAAGAGUUACAAAUUCUCCUUUUAAACUACUCGAAUAAUUACGUCAUUUUAAUGACUGUGUAUCCCCGUAUCAUUGAAAUAUAAUAGUUACCAAUUCUCCUUUUAAACUACUCCAAUAAUUACGUCAUUUUAAUGACUGCGUAUCCCCGUAUCAUUGAAAUAUAAUAGUUACCAAUUCUCCUUUUAAACUACUCGAAUAAUUACCUCAUUUUAAUGACUGCGUAUCCCUGUAUCCCCCUAUCAUUGAAAUAUAAUAGUUACCAAACACUAUCAAAAUUCAAAAGUGGACGGGUAUUCUAUAAUCGCUCCAAUAAAUCUUCAAAGUAAAUCGAUGUUCGAUAAUUUGUUGACUAACGGACAUCUUUACCUGUUGCAAAUUUAUAACUUGUUUUGUUUAUAUUCAGCUAGAAAAUUUUUAUUAUUUAUACAAUACGGUCCAUACAUAACGGGAAAUGCCUGUGUCAGUGCAUUUCCCUAAAAGACUUUAGACAACAGCAAAGGUCAAACGAAUGUUAUCACUGUUCUAGGUCAAAAUAAUAAAUAAAAUCUCGGUCUUUGAAAGCAGAGUUUAUAGUAAACGGUGAACAUUCUUAUUUGAUCUAAACUCCCGAGUCGAAAAUGUUGAUUAUUUGUUGGCCUGUAGUACCCCCAGAAUUUACAGGCCGCAAUAUUUAAUUUUACAUUAUGUAAGACCAACCUUUAAUCUCACCAUACAAAUAAUAUUACAUUCAUGGCAAGUCUAACUUUUGAAUUUUAGGGGUUUUAUUUCAACAAUUUUUAAGGAACUUGGAAAUCUCUAUUUUAGUCUGUCAUGAAUGAUGUCAUUUCUAUAUUUAGAAAACAUAUUUGAAAAAUUUGUAGAUAUAUUUUUACUUAAGACAUAUAAAGCUACUAUUGUGUGGAAGGAUUUAGUUUUAUCAUUAUUUUUGUUUGAUGUAGAGAGCUUUAAAAAUCAGUAAAAAUCCACUAUUGAGAAACAGCAAAAAUCAUAAUUUUAGCCUUCAACUUGACCCCCGUGGAACUUUGCCAAAAUGCAGUUAGACUGAAAACAAGAUGCAUUUUGAAGCAACCCUUAUAAAGGCAAUCUCAAGUUCCAAGUUUGAGAGAAAUCUAUUUCUUGAUCCAAAGAGGUCAUGAGGUUCUUACAGAGACUGCCUCUUAAAUAUAAGCCUUAGAAUGUCAAAAUGAAUGAGGUUUACAAGUAAAUACAGGGGCGGAUCCAGGAUUUUUCGUACGUUAGUCAAAGUUUUCGGAUGUACAAUGUAGUUUUGCGAGCGGCGAUUGCGCGAGGCACCAAGGGGGUCUGUCCCCCCAGGAAAUUUUAUAUUUUUAAACCUCAGAAAUGCAAUUUGCAUCACUCUGAAUGCAGCUUCAACAAAAGAUUAACUUCAUCAAAUGGGAGAUAAUUAUAGCGACUAUCAGUCUGACAGACUCUCACAACUCGCUCCUUAGGGAAAAGUGAAGGAGAAGUACUUGCAAAAAUGUGAUAAUUGUGGAAGAUGUUUCAUUUCAUCAAAUUACGGAUUGCUAGUAUUAUGUUUAACUAUCUCAUGAUAGUACUACACUCAUUUUUGUUGCCUUGUUGAGUCAUUGAUCACUUGACUAUAGUAAUCACUACAGUGUCAUAUUACUCAAAUAAACAUAUAUCAAUAUUAAAGUCUUGACAUUCAUGUAUAAAACCUGACCCUAUAUAUCCUAUGUAUACUACAUUAAUGCAUUUAUAUAGGUUAUCCUCCAUAUUAAUAGCCUUCUGAGUUCUGACGAUCCUUCAAACGCAGAAUUAGAAAUAUGCAAAUUUGUUGUGUAAAUCAAAACUCAUAGCUAAAUCUAAAUCAAGAUACGCGUAUUCAAGUUACAAUUUAACAUAUGUAUGGUGCGCAUCUUGUUCGCUUAUAAAUAUUGUUAAGCUGUCUAAAUCUAAAACGAAAUAAAAUUUACAUAUCACAUUAAAUUUACCUUAUUGCACUUCAGAAUAAAGAUCUCGGCGACAAUACUUCUACUCAAACAGUCAAACUGUAGUUCGUGCUACUCAUGGCGCCUAGCAACUGCUCACUGAAUCGAACUCUCCGACAUUUAGCGUUGAUUUUCCUCCCAAGAUCAGCGCAACAGUCUUGUAAGACAGCUAAAUCAUUCACCGCAAAUGCGGAUUGAACCAAUUCGCGAAUACUACAAGGACUGGAGCAGCAGACAUUUCCGAAUUUUCCGUAGAGCUCCAACAUGACACUUCGAAUGAGUGCGCGAUCGGGAAGACUUUAGCACGCGUCAAAUAUUAAUGAUAUUCCGACUAACGGGGUGCCCCUGACUUUUGUAAAUCGGUCAGAACUCCCAACAGAUCAGUCAAAAUCGAAAAAAAUGUUUUGUUUCCAUGGCAAUAAGCAUCUAGACCAAUCAAAACACUGGAUUUUGACUUUUUGACUGACCGACUUUGCGUAUGUCAGCUGCUCAUUGACUUGACUAAGCUCGUCGGCUCAGCCACUGUAUGAAAUUUGAUCACUGGACUACAGUUCGAUUGGAAUGUUAAUUGCUAGCGCUGGAUGAUAAUAGAUACUGGACUAUUAUAAGGUGUCGCUGCAUGAUAAAAAAUAACUGGACUAUUGGUUAAGACUUUAGUUAAGUUUGCAAUUUUUACGUUAGUCGCGUGACUGGUUUGACGACCCCUAGAUCCGCCCCUGAGUAAAUACUGUAUGUUUAGGAAAUAUUAAGGGAUUUUCUGUUGAAGAUAUACUGAUAUACUUUCAGUUAUGUGCAUCCAGAUAAGACCUUUUUUAAAUGUCAUAUCUGGUUUUCUUGUUGUAGUUCCACAUACAGUGAUGUUGAAAGCACAAUAGAUAGCGAUUCAACUGAAUCUGCAGAUGAAGGUGCUGGUAUGUACGAAAUGCCUGAUGACGAGACCCGUUUUGAUGAUAAUGUGGAUGUCUCAUCCACAUUGCAGCAGGUACAAGCCACACCCACUUCCCUUAUUCCCUUUGGGCCACACCGCAAACUUAGUAGAGGAGAUGACAUGUAUGCUAUUAAAGAAGAAUACAGAAUGGCACAGGACAGAAAAUUUGUCUGCACACUUAGUUUGUUUCUUGAGGUAUUUAAAACUCUAUGUCAGACACCUGGGUGUACUGCUGUACCAACUGUAAAAUACCACUUUGUUGGUAUGGCUCUCUUUGUGACCUCUACAUGUACAUUCGGUCAUAAGAACAAGUUUUGUUCCUCAGGCGAAGUCAAUAACAUUUUUGUCAACAAUCUCCAGGCUGCUGCUUCAAUUAUACUAUCUGGAAGCCACUAUGCAAAAAUGAAACACUUGGCAAAUUUUUUAAAUCUGGAAUUUCUGUCCAAGUCCAGCUACUACCGAUUUCAACGCCUCUAUCUGAUUCCAGAGAUAAAUGACUGGUGGUGCUGGAUGAGGAGAGAACUAAUCAUUGAAUUUUCAGGCCAGGAUGUUGUUGUUGGUGGUAAUGGUCAAUGUGACUCCCCAGGCUUCAAUGCCAAGAAUCUAUGCUACUUCAUGGUAGAGGUAAAUUCCAGUUAUAUUCUUGACAUUGAAAUCUUGGACAAAAGGCAUGUUGGCCUCAUCUCAACAAAUAUGGAGAAAGAAGCAGUGAAGCGAAGCCUGGCUCGUCUUCAAGACGAUGUGAAAGUGGUCGAGUUGGUCACUGAUGCAUCUACAUCUAUAAAAGCAUUUCUUGGUAAGAUAAUCAGUAUUCUUUGAAAUUCACCUCAUUUGGUUAGGGGCUUUCAUUUAUUCAAAUUCCCCUCCAUUCAUUGCCAAAUUUUAGUAACCCUCUCUCAUCUAGAUCGUCGGAAACGACCAUUUCAAUUUUUAGUUUGUCUUACGUUUUUAAAAUUUAGAAAAAUCAACAGUGUAAAGGCCAUGCAGACAUUUCACCUUGCCAUGCCCCUUAAAUAUAUAUACUAGAAAAUACAUGCAUGCAGAAACCCUCGCCUUGCUGACAAAACCAUUGUAUUUUCCGAACAUGAAGUAUCUAAAGUUGUUGUCAUGGUAACACGAUAAUUUUUUUAAGAAUAUUCUUACAAAUGAAAAAUCGCCUAAAAAUAUCACUUUUAAUUACAAAAUUAUCAAUUUCCCAACAUAUAUAUGUUAGGUAUGCUCUUAUACGUAAUAUAAGCUUCAAUUUAAGGUAAAUUUCAUCCACAAACGCUUCACAAAAUGUUUUAAAUUAAAGUGUUCUAUAAAACUAAAAUGCCUUUAAUAAUUAAAUGGCUUUAUCGAUAAACUUUGAGUUUGCAAUAAAGUGAUUUCAAAUUCUCGCAUGCAAAUAACUUUGCUUUCUUUCUUAUUUAAAAAAUUCAAUAUAAUAAAAAAGGGAAUCAAUAUUAAUAUACUAAAAUUAUACUGAAAUAUAUGCUGUCUUGAAAUUAUAUACUGAAAUUAUAUGCUGUCUUGUUUAGUUGUUUCAUAUACGCAAAGCCAAAUGGCCAAAGGCCGUCGGGUUAUAUUAAAAGCAAUUAUAAAAUCAAUAUUUAAAACAAACUUACCUUUAACGUCGGCUCCCUUCUUUUAGCCGAUUCUUUCACCAUUUCUUACUUGAAAUUUACAAAAUCUUGCAAAAAUGCGAGCAAAAAUGAAAUAUAGUUGCAAGAAAUUUAUCAAUCAUCAAAUAAAGAAAUGUUUGCUAUUUCGUUGUCAUCAUGCAGUCGUUAUAAUGCAAACUUUAAAUGACAGUCCGCCAUAUUUUUGAGAUCAGUGAGGAUGACCACCCACGGUUGGUGACCCACGCCCGCGAUAUUUGAUGAACUUUAGACUUCGCUAAUGCUUUCGUUUCCCCGGAUGUAAAUAGCCGGGGGGAAUUAGUAGGCUCGCACGGCGCUUUGCGCCGUCGGCUUGGGGACGAGUUAUAAAUAUAAGAAAACCAAAACUAAUUUUUCACUUUGAUUUAGACAACCCCCUGACAUCAGUUGUUGUAUUAUAUAACCCUUCUGUUUGGGAACAUUUGAAAACUUCAUAAUCCCCUGCAAUCAUAUCACCCCCCCCCCUCCCUAUGCUGUAAUAAAUGAAAGCCCCCUUAAAAACAGAGAAAUUACAGUUUUGCUGUUACAUGCAAGCAUUCGAACCCAUCCAUGAAUGAGUCUGGUGCAUCUGCAUUUUUGUUUAAAGAGUAUUGGGUGUAUGGUAUUCAUUUCAUUCAUGAAGUUCUUGUUUAAUUAUUUUAGCAAAUGAAUACCCAGACAUGAUCCAUAGCUUGGAUGUUUAGCACAAAUCAAAAAGCAUAAAGAAGUGUCUGGCUAAG